AUGGACUUUCGUAGUGACGCUCUACAGGGAAAAGUGGCAGUGAUAACUGGUGCGAGCCGCGGCAUCGGUGCCGCCAUCGCCGAGUGCUUCCUCGAGGCCGGUGUCCAGGGUUUGGCGCUCAUUAGUCGUACGCCAAGCGAGUUUGUGACUCAGUUGCGGAAACGAGCGGAAUCUCGCGGCACAAAAGUGGGUUUCUAUUCACUGAACCUGGCCGACACGGAAGCCGUGGAGCGAACAGCGCGACAGAUCGUACAGGACUGGGAACACGUUGACAUUCUUGUGAACAACGCGGGGAUAGCGCUCCUGAACCCCUUGACAGAGCUGAGCACCGUGGACUGGGAUCUCACCAUGACCGUGAAUGUGCGUGCGCCUUUUCUGCUCUCGCGGAUAUUCGUUCGGGAGUCAAUGAUCCCGCGAGGCGCAGGAGGCAAGAUCAUCCAUAUCAGUUCGGUAGCGGCAUUCGGCGGUGUACCAGAGCACGCGGCCUAUUGUGCAUCCAAGGCAGCGCUCAACUCGCUGACAAAGACCAUGGCCGUAGAAUGGGGUCCAUACGGAAUUCAAUGCAAUGUCGUAUGCCCGUCAAUCAUUAUGACGGACAUGGGACGCCAAGUUUGGGAAGAUCCCGAGAAACACGGCCCGGUACUGGCGCGGGUACCGAUCGGACGUUUUGCCAACCCGCCAGAAAUUGCUCGGGUGGUGCUCUUUCUCGCCAGUCCUGAAAACUGUGUGGUGAACGGGCAGUGUAUUGCUCCGGAUGGUGGGUACACCGCUGGCCUCUGA
Molecule: messenger RNA, 780 nt
Organism: Cyanidioschyzon merolae strain 10D
Lineage: Eukaryota; Rhodophyta; Bangiophyceae; Cyanidiales; Cyanidiaceae
Product: short chain dehydrogenase/reductase family protein
Exons: 1
Coding region: 1-780 (259 amino acids)
Molecular function (GO): oxidoreductase activity, acting on the CH-OH group of donors, NAD or NADP as acceptor
Source: RefSeq, a predicted model, not a curated record